This is a messenger RNA of Cylas formicarius (sweet potato weevil), 669 nucleotides long. RefSeq lists its product as uncharacterized. The record is from RefSeq and is a predicted model, not a curated record. Lineage: Eukaryota; Metazoa; Arthropoda; Insecta; Coleoptera; Brentidae. Bases 1 to 669 code for a protein of 222 amino acids. Gene Ontology annotation, cellular component: membrane. The transcript has a single exon.
AUGUGCCUCUGUUUCCCGGUAAAGUUGGCGUUCACUUUGGCGAAGAUAAUGCUGGCGGUCAUUGCCAUCGUGCUCAUUGCACUGGGUCUCGUAGGAAAAUUCAUUAUCAGCAGCAUCAGCGACAUCUACGGAUACCCGUUUUGCUUGGUAUCAGGAAUGAUUUUGUUGGCCGUAUGCGCGUCCGGUUGCUUCAUCAUCAAACUCAAUCUAAAAUGGACGACCACGUUAUACAUCGCGCUACUCGCCGCCGACUGCUGCCUGAACUUAUUGUUCUCCUCGUUCGUAUUGGACAGAGCCGUCAGAACCAACAAGCAAGACACUAGGAAUUUUUUGGCCGACGUUUAUUUGAAAGCGCGGCGAGAACCGGAAGCGUUGCUUGUGGCGAUUGCUCUCGGGAAACACUUCGAGUGCUGCGGAAUCGAAGGGCCUCAAGACGCCGAAGUUCGUCUCAACUCAGAAUCUGAUCGGUUGAUCUCUGGCUGCUGCCAGGAGCCAGUAACGCACUGCACUCGGAAGCAGGCGUUUAAAGAUGGCUGCAAGAAGAGAUUCGGAAAGUUUUACGAAAACAUUCUCCUUACGAUGGGGAUAUUUUUGCUUUUGGCGGGAGCGGGCCUUUUGUUUUUGCUUGGGAUGAUGUUGUUCCUUUGCUUGAUACCCACGCGGGUUUAG